Arachis ipaensis is the source of this 1584-nucleotide messenger RNA. Lineage: Eukaryota; Viridiplantae; Streptophyta; Magnoliopsida; Fabales; Fabaceae. The record is from RefSeq and is a predicted model, not a curated record.
UCUUUAUAAAGUUAGCAGUAAAUAGUAAAUACACAUUAUAUACAAUAAGAAGGAAGAAACAAUCGUUGUUCAUAUCCUGGCUACAACCACUUGCUGGAAAUAAUGUCAACCACUCAAUAUGAGCUAUUGAACAUAGAGACGUAUGUUCUUAGAGUCCACAUGAACUGUCAAGGGUGCAUGAACAAAGUCAGGAAAGUACUCUCUAAAAUUAAAGGUGUCUACACGGUAGAGAUUAAUGCAGAACAACAGACAGUAUCUGUCACAGGAAAUGUCAAUCUUUCUACUUUGGUCCGAAAGUUGACCAAAUUUAGGAAACAUGUAGAGAUAUUGGAUGCAGGUUACAACCAAGAGCAAGUGAACCAUGUUAGAGAAAAUAACAUGAACCAAGCUCAACAUAUAAUUAAUGAUCACAAUGCCUAUGAAAACCAAUAUCUGAUUCCCAAGUUUGGCAGGGAUCAAUCGGAAGCUGAAUGGUAUCUUAAUAAGCAUAACGGUACCAGAGAUGUGGAAAGGGUGAUGAUCAAUCAACAUUUGGCGGAACCAUUGUUUAUGGAUCAUGUCAACAAUAUUACCAACCAAGGUUUCAGUAGAGUGAAUGAAAAUCCCACAUCAGAGAGCAUGAAUUUUCAACAGUAUAAUACUUAUCAUUCUCAUUUGGGAAGUCAAGAAUGGGCAUGGAAUCACCUUGCAGCAUCACCUAUUGGUGUGCAUGAUCAACAAUUAUUUCCAAUCGCCAAUAGUUAUCAUCCUUCAAAAGCAAUUCAACAAUGCUACCACAAUCAUUUACCCUAUGAAAUUAAUUUCUAUUAGACUUAUAGCAUGAAAGAUAAUAUAUUUAAUAAUGAAUGCAGAAAGAAAAUUAUUAAUAGUUUUGUCUAAUUAUUUGUGUCUUUGUAUUGGAUUUUCUUUAGUAGUUUUGUGAUAUAUUUUUAAGGUCUUUAUAUCUAAUCUUAUUAUGGUAUGAAUGAAAUACCAAAUUAGUCAAAGCAUUCACAAAACAUCAAUUUAGUUUUGUAAAGAUUUGUGAUAUCAAUUAACUCUUGAAUUCAAUACCGCUGUUAUCGUAAACUCUGCUCAAAUGUGUAAACUUAAAAAAGUUGAAACAUAAUAAAGAUGCAAGAUAAUUAAUUCACAAUCCCAUUCCCUCCAUUACUUCAUGUUAAUUUCUUUACUUCUUGAUUCUGGGUUGUUUUUCCACAUCUCGCUGCAUUUGAAGAAGCAUAAGGUUCAAUCAAUUUAAGAAAAAAUAUUCAAUUCUUAAGGUCCAUUAUAGUUUUAAGGUUCAAUAUUUUCAAAAGAAUCCUUAUAUAACCUGCAAAAUAAUUUCACGAUUCCAUCGCAGAGCUAUUUGAUAGAUUACAUUUCUUUUAUUUUCUUAAAAUUCAACAUAACAUUGGGAUGCAGUUGGUAGAUAGAAACACAAUCUUAGUUGUGUAAAUAGUGUUAAAUGGUAAAUUUAGCUUUCAAUUACUCGUACUUCUAUAUUUGAUGAAGAAUAUGUGAAAAAUGAAGCAACUUGUCUACCUAAUUGCUUGUAAUGUAACUUCUAACAAUAUCCUUUCAUAAAAGUUUAAAUAUUGUGAG